This is a messenger RNA of Diaporthe batatas, 2960 nucleotides long. RefSeq lists its product as uncharacterized. Bases 472 to 2721 code for a protein of 749 amino acids. Gene Ontology annotation, cellular component: Golgi membrane. NCBI's taxonomy places the organism in Eukaryota, Fungi, Ascomycota, Sordariomycetes, Diaporthales, Diaporthaceae. The transcript is spliced from 4 exons. Gene Ontology annotation, molecular function: protein binding; palmitoyltransferase activity. The record is from RefSeq and is a predicted model, not a curated record. Gene Ontology annotation, biological process: protein palmitoylation.
AAUCCGACCAGUACAUGUACCGCAGUACUGGUUGUUGGCCUGCAGAUCGCUCGCUCUGUCGGGCAACCGAGCAUGGGUGUUCUUGCAUGCACUGCCAUCCUUCCCAGCGCCCUCCUUGGUACUUCUUUUUUCUCAAAUUCCGGCUUACCCACCCAUCAGCCUCUUUUCCUAUGACUGCAUGUGCUCGUUCCAAUGGCUCACUGACUUGAAUGUGUAAUGAUAUUGUGGUUUCCCAUCUCCUAGCAUGAGCAUUCUGUAACGUACACCACACUGCGAAGUAAAGUACCGACCGACCGACCGUUGCGCAUUGCCCGUCCCGAGAUAUCCUUGGCCUCGCUCGCUUGGACCGGUCCGCCACCCCCGACCGGAUUGCUGUGAAACCGAUUCCUCAGCUGCGCUCAACACCCCAUUACACACUGGCUGGCGACACGGGCACUCCACGAGCCCAGACCCGACCAUCGAACGGCCGUCAUGGCCAGCAAGGAAACCCACAGCUCCGGCGCGCCCAUCCAGCCGACGUCCAAGGGCGCAAAGGUCGACGCCCAGGUCAGCUCGGACCUGGAACUGGGGAGCUUGCCCAACGGCAACAACAACAACAAUGGCAGUGGAGGCGCUGCUGCGAACGGGGGCAAGGGUGGUGGUGAUGGCGAGGUGGACACGGAUAUAAUGCAGAUCGCCAGGAUUGGUGAUAUACCGGCCAUGGAGGCGCUGUUCGAGACCAAGGAGUACGAUGCCACCUACGCGGAUGACGAGGGCAUCACUGCACUGCACUGGGCCGCCAUCAAUAACCAGUACGCCAUGUGCAAGUUCCUCAUCGACAGGGGCGCGCCCAUGAACAAGAAGGGAGGAGAGUCGGUCGCGACGCCCCUGCAGUGGGCGGCACAGCGCUGCCACUACUACACCGUCCACCUGCUGCUGCAGCACGGCGCCGACCCCUUGGUCACCGACGCCCAGGGCUACAACACGUUGCACAUAAGCACCUUCAACGGCAACGUCCUGCUCCUCACCCUCCUCCUGCACACCGGCAUCCCCGUCGACGUCCUCGAUAGCUACGGGCACACCGGCCUGAUGUGGGCCGCCUACAAGGGCUUCCCCGCCUGCGUCGACCUCUACCUGCGCUGGGGCGCCAGCGUGCACGCCAAGGACGAGUCCGGCUUCACCGCGCUGCACUGGGCCCUGGUCAAGGGCAGCCCCGGCUGCGUGCAGAAGCUCAUCGAGUACGGCGCCGACCGCUUCGCCAAGACAGAGACCGGCAAGACCCCGGCCAUCACGGCCGAGGAGCUCAAGACGCUGCCCGCCUGGCACCGGGCCCUCAAGGAGUGCGGCUACGACGAGGACGGCCACCUGAUCACCCCGAGCUUCCCCGGCGCCAGCUACCUGGUCAAGGACAGGAGGGGGUUUGUCACCAAGUUCACCUUCCUCUUCCCCCUGGUCAUGGUAUGGAGCAUGCUUGCCAUCAUGGCCGCCUUCCCCGUCUUCGCCGGGGUGCCCAUCGCGUUGGCUGUUGGAUACGUACUGCAGGAGGUCGCAAAACGGGUCCUGACCUUUGCGCCACCGGAUAUGCGCCAGUUCCAGAGGACGCCCUGGAUGGCGGGCAUCUUCUCUGCGUCUCUGUUCCUAGUGUCCCUGAGGUGGUUCCUCACGGUCCUGCCCGCCACGACAUUCAGAGCUGAUGCUGAGCACCGCCACCUGCUGAUGAACCUGUGUCUCGCCGGCCUUCUUGGGUUCUGCGCAUGGUUCUACUACUGCUGCAUGGUCUUCGACCCUGGUUUCGUGCCCAAGAUGAAUGGUAUUGCUGAGCAGAAGGCCGUCAUCGACGAGUUGAUUGGCCUCUGGAAAUACGACGAGGCAAACUUCUGUGUACAGUGCAUGAUCCGGACGCCACUGAGGAGCAAGCACUGCCGGCGGUGUCAGCGGUGUGUCGCGCGGCAUGAUCAUCACUGCCCGUGGGUCUACAACUGCGUGGGCGUCAACAACCACCGGCACUUCUUCCUCUACCUCAUCAACCUGACCCUGGCAAUCUUCAUGCUCGAUGGUGUUCUUUACUACUACUACACCGCUUCUAUGGGUUCUGCAUCCGACCAGUGCAACAUCUUUGGGCCCACUAUUUGCCAGAUCAUCAACACCGACACAUAUACCGUCCUGCUCGGCUUCUGGGCCAACCUACAGCUCACAUGGGUGGGCAUGCUCCUGUUUGUGCAGUUCAUACAGGUCGCCAGGGCGAUGACCACGUACGAGAACAUGUUCGGCGUUAACCACGUGGCCGCCAGCUCGCUCACGUCGGCCUUCACCUCGACCGGCGCGCCUCUCGACCCCACACACCCCGACGCGGUGCCACCAUCCGGGGCGGCGGCGCAGUCGGAAGCAGCAGGGCACGGGCACGGGCACGGGCACAGGCACGGGGCGGGCGGCUUCUUCAAGAGCAUGAGCAAGCUCCUGGGCGUGGACGCCUUUGUCGAGACGGCUACGGGCCGCGGCGCGGCGGCCGGCGGCAAGAACAAGAGGCGCAAGGGCAAGAACCCUUACAACCGGGGCUGCAUCACGAACUGUAAGGACUUCUGGUGCGACUCGGCGCCGAUGCUUGGGCAGCGCGAGAACGGCACUGCCAUGCUCAGCGGGCAGACCGUCAACUACGCGGCCAUGUACGAGACGCCGAGCCUCAUGCAGAUGAUUGGCGCGAGGAGGGGCGCGUACGAGGCCGUCCCGGGCGAGGAGGUAUGAGCCGGCGGGGCCCCAGGGGAUGAGGCUUGUGGUACGGAGAAGUGGCCCUUGGUCGGGGCAUCUGCGGGUUGGGGGUUGUUGUGUGACGAUCUCAUGGUUGUUUGUUUAUAGCGAGCCAUGCAUUGCGUUGGGAUAGGGACGGGGCGCGGGCACACCUUGUUUUGGCCGACUGGUAACAGAGCAACUUUCAUGACUGUAUAGACUAUACGCAACGGUGGUAAUACAAUGUCAUUCGAUGG